Messenger RNA from Williopsis jadinii, 2610 nucleotides. It is a transcript of the gene UTP4, whose product is annotated as small subunit rRNA maturation protein UTP4. NCBI's taxonomy places the organism in Eukaryota, Fungi, Ascomycota, Saccharomycetes, Phaffomycetales, Wickerhamomycetaceae. Gene Ontology annotation, cellular component: t-UTP complex; 90S preribosome; small-subunit processome. Gene Ontology annotation, molecular function: protein binding; RNA binding. The record is from RefSeq and is a predicted model, not a curated record. Gene Ontology annotation, biological process: maturation of SSU-rRNA from tricistronic rRNA transcript (SSU-rRNA, 5.8S rRNA, LSU-rRNA). Bases 30 to 2219 code for a protein of 729 amino acids. The transcript has a single exon.
AGAACUUAUUGGCCGUGGAAGUAAGUGACAUGGAGGUUCAUCGUUGUAGAUUUGUGGAUUACACGCCACAUACGAUCACAUCAUUGGCGUUUUCUUAUCCCUCAACUGCGAAGUUUGCUCCCAACGAUCUCAGAUUAGCAGUUGGACGUAAUAAUGGUGAUGUUGAGAUUUGGAACCCAAAGAACAAGUGGGUGCAUGAGCUGACUCUGUACGGUGCUAAAGAACAAAGCGUUGAGGGCCUGGUCUGGUGUAGUCCAGAGGGGGAGUCUCCUAGGCUUUUCUCCAUUGGAGGCACUACAAAGCUUACUGAAUGGGAUCUGAAGACUGGUAAGGUGCUUUUGGAAUAUGACUGUAACGCUGCAAUUAUAUGGUCGUUGGCUAAAAACGAGAGCCAGGAUAAGAUUGCCGUAGGAUGUGAUGACGGUACUGUCGUGGUUGUUGACAUCUCUGGUGGAGUUGGGAGUAUUGAGCAUUAUGCCUUCUUGCAAAGACAAGACGCUAGAGUAUUAAGUCUAUGCUGGAAAGGUGACUCGCAUGUCAUUGGUGGAUGUGCAGAUGGUAAAGUGAAAGUUUGGAGUUGUUCGCCUUCAAGUAAGAGACUUGUCUCGUCCAUGAAAGUCGACAAGAGUAAGACUGAGAGCACACUGGUCUGGUCGGUGCUCUAUCUUCCAAAUAAGGAUCAAAUCGUCUCUGGUGACUCAACGGGUUCUGUCAAGUUUUGGGAGUUCUCUAGCUUCACCCUCUUGCAAAGUUUCAAAGUCCAUGAAGCUGAUAUCUUGACGAUCUCUACGGAUCUGAACAACAACUGUGUCUUCACGGCAGGUGUUGAUCGUAAGAUCUUCAGAUUCCAAAACAUUGAACAGCAAAAGAAUCAGAAAUGGGUCAACCUCUCCAAUAGGCUCUUCCAUUCCAAUGAUAUCAGAUCGAUGGCAACUUUCGAAUCUAAAAAUCUGAAUUUGUUGAUAUCAGGUGGUGUUGAGAAGAACAUUGUCGUUUCAUCCAUCAAAAGCUUCGCCGAUGGACAGUACAGAAAACUGAGCAUAAUACCACAGAGAAAGCACGUUGUGAUGAAUCGUGAGCGUAAACUGGUUGUCAUGUGGCAAGAUCAAACUGUCAAGAUCUGGAGACUUUUACAGAAGAUCGUGGAGGUUGAUUCUGAUGAGGAAAUGAUCAAUGGUCAUGAAGCAGACGAUGGUGUUGAGCAAUUGAAGGAAUCAUUCGAACUGGUUGCCAAAUUGACACUUUCAGACGAGGAAAACAUCACGCAGUGUGCCAUCUCCCAGGAUGGGACCAUUCUUGCAGUGGGAAGACUUUCCACUACGAAGCUAUUCCAAUUGAAUGAAAAGCAAGGAACAAACGGGUUGAAGGUUUCCAAAAUCAACAAUUCCUCGAUCAAUGCCCUUGGCAGCUCACACUUAGAAUUCUACGGUAAUGAUCAACUGAUUAUGGUUACACCGGAGAAUGAGAUUUACAAGGUCAGCCUGGAAUCUGACGAUAUCGUUGAAUAUUCGCUAACAGACCUUGCAAAGUCCAAAUCAAAAUUAUCGUAUUGCGAGAAUGUUACUCACAUUGCAAUUACACAUUCCAAGCUGAUCGUAUGUCGUUCUGGUGCCCUGGAUGUUGUCGAAUUGGACAACGACUUACAACUGGAAUCCAUGCCGUUCCUGAGGCUAUCCAGUUAUGUCGUUCGUAUUUCGAUUUCCCAGGCUAACAAGAGUGUUAUUCUCAUCACACAUGAGAACAAGAUCUAUGAAUUUGACCUUCAAUCGUCGCAUUUGACAUCAUGGUCUAAGGCUAACUCUGAGUUCCUUCCAAGGGAAUUCUUGCAGCUACAAGAAUCUCCGUUGGGCAUGUUCAACGUGGGCACCAGACUAUGGGUCUAUGGUUCCAAUUGGAUGAGCGUCUUCGAUAUGCAGAUGAAUGUGCCAAUGGACAAGAAAGAAACCAAGAAGAGAUCCAGAGCUGGUGUUGUGAUUGGCCAUACUGAAGAAGACGUUGAAAGUGAUGAAGAGCCUGAGAAUGAGAAUGGAGAUCUUGAGGUCUCUAGAGCCGAGAUUAAAAACGGCAAAGAGGGAGGAAUUGCAUACCAGUUAAUCAACAAGUACAAGAGUAUUCUGUUUGCUGGUAAUCUAACCGAUGAUGAGCUGAUUGUCGUUGAAAGACCCCAAUUUGCGAUCAAGCAACCACCAGCGUUCAAACUAUCUCAAUAUAGAGUAUAACAAUAAAGAACAAGCUUAUAAUAAUCAAAGAGAACGUUUAAAGAGCCAAACAAAAAAUAUAUAUAUCAUUGUCAUUCGGUUCGUUAUAUGUACAAGUACUGUGUGUACGGAAUAAUACGCACUCAGGAAUCAAUCAUGUGGUUUUCCGUUGAUUCUUGGGAACAGUCUCUCCGUGUGGUAGUUGAUCGACGAUCUAGCAGCCUUGGUUCUGACUCUAUUCUCCAUACAACCUUUCAGGUUCUGUUCAAGUUCUUUACACAGUGCACUACCCUCACCGUUUGAAGACCAACAGUUCAAUAGGGAGGACAUAAGAACCGUACAAGGCGACACCUGUUGUUCCGAAGCAGAGUUCUUCACACGAAGUCUCUCGAGCUUCGGCAAUCUAACGGCA